This is a messenger RNA of Lasiodiplodia theobromae, 2958 nucleotides long. Its product is annotated as Fimbriae-associated protein fap1. The record is from RefSeq and is a predicted model, not a curated record. The coding region runs from base 1 to 2958 and encodes 985 amino acids. Lineage: Eukaryota; Fungi; Ascomycota; Dothideomycetes; Botryosphaeriales; Botryosphaeriaceae. The transcript has a single exon.
AUGGGCCUUCGAGGUUCUUCGUCGGUUCCAGCUUUUCGCGGCCGUCUAGAUGGCGGCAGAUCUUCAUCAACGACGGCAAACUCCCUUCUGACGGCUCCGAAUGCCGGAAACGUAAACGCUGGUGGCCCAGCUCACAUCAACGGACUGAAGAAGCCCUCACCCACCCCAUCGCUCAAACGUGACAAGGUUCAGAAGCUCAUCAAGGAACACGGGUCGCCUCCUGGACUCCGCGUCACCGCCGGUGGUCGCAUUGUGCCACACGAUAUGCCUGGCUUGGGAAGCCCGCAAUAUCCUAUCAGCAACGGCUCUAAGAUGGGCGAAUGGAGUUUCGCCAGUGUUCGUGGCAACCCAAUGCAACGCGCCACCUCGCAGCCGCCGUAUUUGCGCCGGGCCUCGGACGCUGUUCCUCCACCCGCUUCCGAACCGAUGAGCCGCUCGAACAGCUCCAACACUGCCGUCAAUACGACUAUUCCGGCUUACACCCACGGAUACAAUCCCAACUUCGUGCCUUUCUUCUUCCCGGGUCCCCAAUUUGCGUUUGCUCAGGCUCCAACGAGGUCUUUCACUGUACCUACGCCGGCUACGAACAACACCAGCAGCAACACUGCGAGAGCAGAUAUUGCUGAGCUGAGGAAAAUGCUUGAAAAGAUCCAUAUUGAGCAGAGGGAUCUGGAAAGAGAGAUGGUGAUCCGCGAGAGCAACCUGACCUCUGAGGAGCGCCAGAACAUGGUUGAACAGAAGGUGCAGAUGAUCAACGAAUCUGACCGGAUUCGAAAGGACAUCAAGCGCUUGGAAUCCGGAGACUCUUCAGGUUCCGGUUCUUUCGAGCAUCAGAGAGCCUCACUUCCACAGCAUCCAAGUCUUGUCGCCACUCAAGUCGGGCCGCAGCCAGCUUUGAAUCCUUACAUGUUCUCUAAUGCGCACGCCGGCUUUGUGCCCUUCGCUCCUGGUAACCAGUUUCCAGCUCCCUACAUGUUUCCCAACAUGGUACCUUUCCAGGGUUUUACUUCCCUGGAUGGUGCAUCAGCCACUCCGAAUGACGAGGCUGCCGCUCCUGCUGCGGACAACGUCGAUAAGGUGCCCAAGGAGGAUAAGGACAAGCAAGAGAAGGAGACGAAGUCAACAGCUCACGCUCCUCGUCGUUCGCAUGCAUUGGAGAUCAAGGAUCCAAACAAGACAUCUGGGCAGCAGAUCACAAGCAAAAGGUCUGCACUGGAUCCCACGAGCCCGGCAUACACUCCUCAGAAAAAGACGAAGUCAGAAGCGAGCCACGAAGAUUCGUCGCUUGUGUUCGUACCACCGUCACCUUCCCCAAUAGCUUCGCCGCACCGCGACGCGACUUUCGCGGCCCACUUCCCUUGGCUCUGCUCGAACACCAAAGACGACAAGAAGAACGACAACACCACCAAGAUCAGCCCGGAUCAUUCGGUCAAAUCUUCCGAACAUCGUCCAAGUGCGUCCAGUAUCAACACGGCCGACUUUUUCCCUAACAAUCCCCACGAGCAUUCCUCGACCAGCUACAAUGUCAGAAAAGGCAUACAGACUCGGCAGGUUACGCCCGACAGGGCGCAGCUUGCUUGGACCAAUGUGUUCACAAGUCCUGACGAGGGCCAUAAUCUCCUCCGAGCUCCUCAAGUCUCGCCCAUUGAUGGCGAAUCCGCGAGGAACGACUCCGCUCUCGGCAUGAGCCAAUCUGAAGGCUACUCUACCCGGAACGCGCAACUUCGUGUCCCACAGAACACUUCCAGGCAGGAUAGCGAGGAGAAAGUUUCUUCUUAUGCUGGCCGUGCAUGGUCGAGAGCUGAAUCGAACCGGAUUCCUGCUCCUCCCCCCUCGUCCAUGGGACAACUGGACUUUAGGAACAAGUCCGUUGCUUUCUUACUCGGAUUCUCGGCUGGUUUAUCUGGGCAGCCUAUUCAGGGGACUGAGGACGUCGAUUACAUGCAGGGUUGGGCGCAGGGAUUGCUUUCAGCGAAGCAGUCAAACUCUCGUCAGCCAAGUGAAAGCAGCGCCUCCCCAGUAUCGGAAGAACAGAGCCAACACCGACAGCGGCUAUACAGCGAGCAGCGUCAGAGUAGCUUCCUGCACCCCGAGUCCAUCACAUGCCGUCGCGAAGAGAGUAUAGCGCCUUCAAUGGGCUACAUCCAGCUAUCCGCCACGCCGAUACACAAGGCCUCUAACGCAACCCUGAAGGCUGCAACAUCAGCUCCAGACACUCGGCCUGUUGCUGCUCGUUUCGAGUCCUCGGAGACCAACAAGAGCAUUUCGUCCAGCAUGGGCAUCGGACCUGCAAGUGUCCCAACCCCUUACAGAACCGUCAGCGCCGAGACGGACAAGACCAUCACUGAGAAGAUCGAUGUCAUGAUGAAAACGCAGCAGACACCUAUGCUUCACCGCUCAGGAAAUGAGAGGGAUGAAAUGAGGGCCGGUGAUCGUUCCAAUCAGUCUCCUUCCAAGCUCGCUAGGGUCUUUUCCGGUCAGUCCGUGCCAGGCCAGGGUCAGCAGAAGCUCAACCGUAGCUUCAACCUGAACUGUCUUGGUGACCAGCGCGAACAGGCACGGCACAGCCGCACCUCUUACGACGGUGCCGGGGACGACGAGGACGAGGCUGGAAACACUCAGACAUCCGAGACGACGAACGCGCGUGUUUCUCCUUCCAAAGCUUCUGCGUUCACAGACUCUCCUUCAAUGUCAACCGGCUCCCCGAAGAAACUCUCAAAGACAGCGGUCAAGAACAAGUUCGAGGAAGUCACCGGCAAUGCCACCGGCGCCGGAAAGGGCAAGAAAGGGAGGAAGAGCAAGAAGACCGGGAACGAUGAGGUGGAUGACCCGGCAAAGAUGUCACGGGAAGAGAAGAAGAACUGGAAGGAGAUGUGGAAGAAACGGUUUGAGGACAUCAGGAACGAGGAACAACGGGAGGUCGAUCGCUACCGGACACAGAACCCGCUUCCACCAUGA